Messenger RNA from Daphnia magna, 13264 nucleotides. RefSeq lists its product as uncharacterized. The record is from RefSeq and is a predicted model, not a curated record. NCBI's taxonomy places the organism in Eukaryota, Metazoa, Arthropoda, Branchiopoda, Diplostraca, Daphniidae.
AUGAUGCCUCUUGAAUUUCAAUCGAUUUCUGAAGUUGGGCCCUUGCUGCUCGGUGGUCAAUUCAGUGGCCACGUCGACGAUGUUUUUGUCCAAGAUUCGAAAGAUAACAAUCCAUUCAAUGGGAGGAUCUACCUCCGACACGGUGCCAAUCUGGUUGCCUUUAACGUGUCGUAUAUUAACAAAUCAAGCAAUUGGAAUCAACUGUGGAAUCAUCAAUUCUUUAAAGAUGCUCAACGAACAUCCUACCCUUUGCGAUCCUACCCAUGGCUGAUUACUAACACGAUGCUUGAUGACGGCAGCGAUGGGAUCGUCCUACGUAAUGAGGAUGGAAUUGGUUUCUAUCGUUUCGAUCCAAAUAAACCAGCCGCAAAACUACAAGGCCUUUCACGUGACACCAGCUUCCGUGAUCUUUACGGAUGGGGACAAAUCCAUCAGUCCGUUGUCCUCAUUGGCCGAUUCUACCGCAACACCCAGCUGGUCGGAGUCAUGAGCCGGAUAAACAACGAGGCCGGUCCAAUUGUUCAAUUUUACGCAGCUGCCAAAGACCGACUUGAAUCUCGCAAGCCGCAUCCCCUUCUCCCAUUGCAAAAAAGCAUAGCUUUGACUGUUGUCUCCAAAAUGUCCAAGGCAACCGACUUUUACAUGGCAGACAUCCAACGCAACGGACAGGACAACAUCAUCUUGCGGAAAGAAACUCAGCUAGAGAUGUAUCAGUUUGACGAAAAGUACGAACUUCAACAAGUGGCCAAAGUAUCACUGGUGGACAGUUCCGCCGGAUUAAAUGAACGAUUUUUCUUCGUCAACCUGACCGGCCGACCUUUUCGUGACAUAAUCCAUUUUACUCAAAAUGGAUUGUUUGUCUACCAACAAAACACUCCCAAUGUGACAGAAAUUCCUAUCAAGGACUACAGUCUCAUUCACUACCACGCCGCUUUUUCUGAAGCGAAUGGAUGGAUGCAAGAGUACGAUCAAUCCAUCCGUCUGGUUGAUACGAAUGGUGAUGGUCAAGAUGACUUGCUCUUCACCGGCCCAAAAGGACUGACAGUACUUGAAUUCGAUGCGAAUGAAUUCUUCUGGAGAACUCUGUUAAAUCCUUCAUCUUUGAUUGACGUUACUCAACGUUUCGCUAUCGUUGUCGGUGCUACUAAAGCCGUCAAGGUCCAAGGUGGAAACAAAGAGUCAUUUUUGCUGACGGUGGAUGAGGAAAGAAAACUUUAUUUGAACCGACUUUCGGUUAGAUAUCCAACUGAAUUACCUGAAGAUUCGGGCGAUAUCCAAACUAUUAUUCCCACUGUUAUUCCAGUUACGCAUCGUCAUUCAACUGUAGAAAUUCCAGUGCAGGUGAAACGUGUAAUUCCAGUUGCUGAGAGACCGAUACUCAGAUGGACAGAACAGCACGCUGAGCCAAUGUCCUUAACGGAUACAGUUGACCCGGUAAACGGUGCAAUCCAUUUUGAGCUACCCAUUUUCAAAUCAACCAGGUUUUACGAUGCUGUUCUUCCUCAUUCAAUUUCACUUUCGUAUGACAGCCAACGUUCGAUGGUUUCUAAUGUCGUUGGAUUAGGCUGGACCCUGUCUCUGCCGGACAAUUACAUUUCUGUUGAUGAUAGAAAUAGUAUCUUCAUCGAGGACUGGGCAUUUUACUUGACGGUGGACGGCGUUUUCUUUCGGCUUACAACAAUUUCGAGCGCAGAAGAUGUACUUUUCUUUCGGGAACCUACACUCAAGUGCGAUGUUGAAUUCCAUCAAAAAGAACAACGCUGGUCAAUUCAAACUGAAACGGAAACAUUUACCUACGGAUCCCGAGGAACGGUGCAAGCUAUUCGCUGGAACCUUCACUGGCCCCAUUGGCGAGGAUUGGGCCACGAUGUAAAAUCGCUUCAAAGAGUUCCAGUCGCCUGGUAUUUGAUCCAACGGCGGGUGAAAGCAACAGGAAGAAUAAUUACCUAUCAUUACGAUAUCGAUACCAUAGAAGAAAACAAUACCCGUUUAAAUUAUCGCUGGACAGGGGCCAUCCGGUUGAAAAAGAUCGAAUCAUCGGCCACCAUCACAUUCGAUUACGCACGGAAACAGCAAAGUGAAUAUCCAUCAUUUGAUCAUCUUCAAACUAAUCAGAGUAGCUUAGUGCUUUUUCCGGUACCGUUGAGAGAGUCGCAUUACCUGACGGGUUGCCAAAUAACAGCAGAAGACUACAGGCAGAGGCUGGAAUUCGUAUAUCAAACAGACAAGAAAAGUCGUCGAUUAUUAAAAGCCAUUGAGCAGCCAAUAAAUGCAGACGUCCGAGAAUCCAUAUUCCGAUUCAAAUACCACGCCGAAAAUUCGGAAGCUGCUGAUGUGAUACUGAAUGAAAUCCAAUUGCCAAAGGGAUUAAAAGUACAUUUUCAGCACAGCAAAAUUGAGACUGUUGUUCUGCCGGAUCCUUACCCAUCUGUAUCACAUCCGGUUGAUGAACAACCGGCCAUUGCUUACAGUCAACAGUACGCGGUUAUGGCUUUCCGACAGCGACAAUUACCCGACAAGAUUCAGCUUAAGAUUCUCGGCACAGAUUCCUUUGAAACGGUGGCGGAACUAACAGCUUUGCCAGCAACCAAGGAAAACCAAGUCCUUUCCUACGACGUACGCGCUUACGCAGAUUUCUGCCUUCUCCUCCUAAAAACAAAUCAAAAACACAAAAUGUGUUUAUUUAGUCGAAGCGUCCACGAUGGGAUACCAAAAUGGAACAAGGAUCCUACUUGCUUUCUGUUCGAUCACGGUGCUCUGAUGCGAUCCAGUGAAGCCGGAGUCGUUCUACUUGAAGAAAGAUCAGACGUCAUCAGAAUAUUAGAUUUAAACAAAAGUCUCUCCAAAUGGAACGAGCACCAAUUAAAGUUACCAUUCAGCCACGUUGUUCAGCUUGAAAUGUUCAACCACAUGGUGGUCGGCUAUGACGACCGGCAACUUUUCAUCAUCCAUCCACAAAGGUCUACUGGGCAAUGGCAGCUUCGCAAUAUUGAACAAUUGGAUGGCCUAUUUAAUAGCGGAUCGUCCAUUGUAAAAAAAUUUCGUUUACCAUCGGACGCGGAGAAAAUAUUAAUCAAAACCCUUAAAGAAGACGUACUGCAAUUGUCUAGCAACAUGAUCGCCAUUACUUCGCUACAUCUCAACGAGGAUCAGCAGCUCCUUUCGAAAAUGCGUCUUUAUCUGCUGGAUGCUCACUUUGACGUGGUGCGUCGACGAGAAUUCACCGUCCGGGGAGAACGAAUUCUAGAGCUGAGGCACCGUGUCGAACACGAAGGAACCGGAUACCAAUUGGCUUAUCAGGUAACCGAUGGGGGUUUCUUCCGCCUAAGAAUCGUUAACGUAUCUGGUAAAUUGGUUGAAGAAACGCUUUCAAAGAUUGAAAAAGAAACGAAUAGAAAUUUCAACAUGCUGGAAACCGAAUGGAAGAAAAACGUCACUCAUUGGAGGGAGAGAGAUUUCAAAAGUUACGACAAGGUAAACCUGGACCAGUUUGACGAAUGGAAAAAGAUGGCGACCGGCCAGAAAGCCAACAAUCCGAAAGAGCAGACGAAAGGUAAACAGCCAACAUGUGAUGACGUCUCAUACGCACCUUGUAACCGCUAUUGUCACGAGAUGGAAGCACUGUCUAAAAAUAAAAGGGCAAAGUUGGAUGAUGCAACACGGAUUAAAAAGAAUUGGGACGAAUGUUAUGCCGCAAACUGGAAAAAGCAAUGGGAAAGAAACAUAACGAUUGCAGGUGAACAGAACAUCUACCAGCCUAUGGGAGAACAAAAAAACAAGAUCACACAGCUGAAGAUUGAGUGGAUGAAUAAAGGCAUCGACAUUAGCAGUGGUGAAAAAGAAUCGCAAGACAUAUUGGCCAGUCUCAAUGCGAAUAAGGAGUUUCAAAACAUAUUCGACAAUUUUUUUGUAGUUAACUGGUCACUCCAUCGAGUGCUGAUGACUCCGCAAGGGCUACAGACGGGAAACGGAACAUUAAUUCAAAUGAUGGGUGACGACUGGAUCCUGCAAGAUGAAGGCAACCAAACGAAUGUCAAAGAAAACGUACCAUUUUCCAUCAGUCUUGGUAAUUCGUUCGUCUUGGAAGAAAUGGCAGUCAAUCAUCAAUCACGUAUACGCAACUGGACGCUGUAUGGGCAGGAUACCGUUGUACCUAAUCGGAAGAUUGGGCCACCGCUACAUCAGUUACAAAUCAGUCCACCGGAUAAAAUCAUUAAUCGCUAUCCAAUUUAUUUGGCUUACCAAACACCAAACAACAACACAAUAGUUGUCUCCUUUGAUGAUGACGGAAAGGUGUUGGGAAGUGUCCACACUUUUGCCAACGAACAGCUGAUGACUGAAAGCAGCUCAUACGAAAGGCUGGCGACAUUGGCGAGUCUUACAGAGAAAUCACACCCGGAGAAGAUGCAGUUUUCGACUCGAUCCUUGCGUUCCAUCAAUGACAACGUUGUAGAGAAGAAGAAUGCUGUUAAACGAAUAAAAAUGAGCAACAGUGACGUCAGCAUGCAGCGUUUUAUCGGCUAUGAAUGGGACACUAGUGGCAAAGGUCACGUUACUGUUACCGUCAUUCCUGGUAACGAUAGAAAAUUGGCCGGUUGGAUAAGACAAACGUGGACGUACGGCGAAAAAGCUUCUGGUGGAUGGACUCGAACUGCAUCAGAAAUGUUUGACGCUGGCGGACACUCGGUGCAAAAAACGAAGGGAACUGAGGAAAAUUCUGCUAAUCCACAGACGAGCGACAGCAUCUUGUGGGAUGCCACCAAGCAAAGAAUCAUUAGCGAUUUCUCACCUUUCAACAUACGCGACCAGAUGGUUUCGUAUUACGGAUUUGAACGGUACGAGGUCAACAACUCAAGUUCACCAACCCGCUGGCGAUUCGCGCAAUCCGACGUGGUGGACGGGGGAUUCUCUCUGACUGGCAGCAGCCACUUGCGACUGAAAGCCAAUAAUAAACAGUCGACACUGGAAGGUAUUUUUAUUCCGACUGAGCAGAAUAUGAAUUACUUUGCUUCUUGCUGGAUCCGACCAUCUGAUGGAGUUCAUUCCUUGGCCAGCACAAUUGAGACUCAUCAAAUCACAAAUUGUUUCAAGGCCAUUGUCAGCGCUAAUGAAACCGAGGUGGUAGGCUUGCUGGGCAGGAUUAUGCGUAAGGCAGGUGAUUGGCUCUACGUAGAAGUUGUCAUUAAUUUUGACAUAAUCAGGCGACUUUACGACGAGAGUCUCAAUUCUCUAAAAGAAGACAAGGUGAAACAAGGGAAGACAAUACCUCAAUUUGCCAUUAAGUUGAGAGUUGAAGCCGAGUUAGAAGACGGGCGGCCAGCUGAUCUGGAUGUGGAUCACAUCCGAUUCACUCCAACGACACACGACUUUAAGGCGACCGUCUACGAUCUGGAAAACGAACUGCCUGUCUCGAUAAUUGGCUCCAGUGGUUCCAUUAGCCGAACUGUCUAUUACCGCGGCCGGGAAAUGGCUGUGAUAGAAGAUGUCACUGCACUCGACGGACGACAUCGGUUGGAGCAAGUUGCAACUUCCAGUUUCACCGGCCAUUUAUUGCCGACACCGAAAGGUUUACCUUCUCAGUUUACCAAACAGCCACCAUGUCGCAUCGUUUUCUAUCCGGAAAAUGGCGGAUUGUAUGAAACUUUCGACACUUACGCAUGGCGCAGUCGCUGGAUUAUUCCACAGUCUGAAUCACGAAACGCGACGUGGACUGUCGCUCCCGGCCGUUUGAGGCACAGCCACCGGCAAACUCAUCAUCUCGUCAGUGCCGAUCCUUCGGUCCUUUUUGGAACAGAUUCAUCUUCGGCAGCCAUCCGCUGCUAUUUUUCGCUGAUCUCUUCUGACGCUCGCAUAACCUGGAAAUUGCCUAUGGGACAAGUUCGACUGUCCCGAAAAUCCACCGAAACGUUUAGCACAUUGACUUUCAUGGAAACGCACGACGAAAAAUCAACCAUUUUGACCAACUUACCCAACAACGGUGAAUUGAUCGUGUUGACGGAAGGCAGACGAUUGUUCAUUUGGAUCGACAGCGUCCUCCUCAUGGACGACGUUGUUCCCACGAAAAGCGCGUGGUCGUCGUUGAUUUUCGAGGCUGAAGGCGACAGUUUGAUCGAAGAUUGCAUCUUCAUGGGAAAUCCACGAAUGGAGAUGGAAUAUCUCAACGAAUGGGGAGAAAUGAUGCAAACCAUCCAGUUGGAAACGGAUACAUCGGUUCUGGUUUCUCAUAGCCUUUACGACGCGCUAGGUCGGCCAGCCAUCAAAACCAAACUAACGAGAAUCACGUCGGAUGGCCAAAAGCCGUUGCUGACUUACUACUCAGAUUUCGUCGCGGGCCCGAUUGAUCCAUCCAAUCCGCUCUCAGUUUGGAAGAGCCAUCGACUUCGAGGUGAAGUGGAUCGUUUGAAUGCUCUCGACAGAGGCGUUCCUUACUUUCGCGUAGAAUACGACAUCAAUCCGCUAAAUGAGAAGGUCAUCGAAGGGUUGCCGGGCCCAGCAUUCACCGUCAACGGCCCAUUCGCUAAGAAAACGCGGACGUUGUACAACCCCAAAGACAACAAAAUCGACGUCGUAGAUAACCAUUUCCCAACAAGUCUAGGAUUCCGGCACAAGGUCGAAGAAUUGGCAAACGGAACAAAAAAAGUGGCCGUCCUGGAUGAAAAGGAAAACAGAAUUGCUUUAUACGUUUACGUUCCAGGCUAUGAUCAUUUGUUAAGUACUUACGAAUACGAUUCCAAGAAACGGCUCAUCAAAAUGCUUCCGCCCAUUUACCACUUCCACGCCAAUACAUUGAUGAAAGCCGGUCCGUUGUCGCCGACGACACGGACAAAAGCAAACAGCCAGCACCUAUCGACGGAUGAGAUCCGAUGGCAGCAAAUAUUCGGAACUUUCAUGAGCUAUGACGACGAAACUGACCGUCUCAUCAGCAAAACAACACCUGAUACAGGUACAUUCAAUUAUUAUUAUAAUAGAGCCGGGCAGGUCCGUCUGGAGGUCCAUUCAAGAACCGAAGAAACUGACAAGAUCGACAGCGUCGUGUUUUACGAGUACGAUGUCGACGGUGGAACUGUUACCCGCACCGGAUAUCUGGAACAAAUGCCUAUGUCGCGGGAAAAAUUCCGCAAAUCAUUAGCUGAAGGAACACUGAUGAAUGCCAAAUCUUACCAGUUCAUCGACAGAGCAGACAAGGAGCAACGUCAUUACGAUCCCUCUCUGUCGAGGGAUGAACGUAACGCAACGUUCGUGACGAAAAACUCAAAUUACGGCAUUGUGGAAGAAAUGCGCUGGGACAGCCAAGAUCGUCUAGUAGAAUUGAAACAAAUUGUACCUGACGGGCAUCAUACCGACUGGCAAAUCCGCAAAACAUAUUAUCCGCACAGCAACCGACUACGAUCCAUCGAAUAUCCAGCAACAAAUGUGGGACCUAUUCAAUUAAAACAUCAUUACAAUAAACUUGGCCAGCUGAUUGAAUUGACUUUAGACGGCCGAAAAGACGCUGUCGUUCGCUUCACCUACCACGGAAGUGGCCAGUUGGCCAGCCAGUCCUUCCAACCCGGAAGCCAAAGUGAAUACAACCGGACGUUUCAUUACAAUUCGCCCGGCUUUCUAGAGCGAAUUUGCGAUCCUUACUUAACGGAAUCGAUAUCCUACACGGAAGACGGAUACGGGCAGAGCGGAUACGGUGAUGGAAUAGUCAUGAAAACGAAGUUUGAUGCUACGUGGUCACCUAACGCUGAUUGGAGGUGGUUUCAAAUUGCAGAUGGUUCGAAAUUAGGGUUGACGUCGGAUUCAUCCGCCCAGCUUUGCUUCAACGCCCUUGAACGUAACGGGUACAUUACCAAGACUGGCCGGCCGCUCAAAGAUUACUACUACCCUUUCAGUGCUGACGGGCAGGGCAAAAAUUGGAUGCCUUUAGUCUGCGGAGGACGAAACGGCCAACAACUAGCCAAAAUCUUGGCCCAAAAGCGGAUGCCCAAAAUCUACGGCCACCGUUACGCUUACGGUCAUCACCACGAACUCGUCAAAGCAAAAUAUUUCAGCGAAACGACUGAAAAGAUUGCCAUUCCAUUUCAGCCGGAUUCUCUAGCUAACCAAAGUGCCCUUACCAAACAACAGUCGAGAGACAUUUGGAAGAAAUUGGAUAACGAUGGAUUCAUACUAACCGAUGAACGCAACUCGGACUGGUUGACGGCAAUUGCCAAUCCUGCAAAAUCUUUGCUGCGAAGUGCCGAUUUGAAUUCUGGUCUCAAGUCGGUUGCAACUGUUCUGGAUGACGUGACACUUUACCAGGACCACAUGGAAAAAUUGAUCCUCAACCAUAUUGGACAAGGCAGAAAUAAAUUCAUGAAUUUCGAAGAGUUUCACAAAAUGUUUCUUCAAUGGAAAGGUAUGCAAGAUGGAUUACCAUUGGCCAAUGAGGAACGUUUCAAGCAGGUGGUUGGAAAAGUCCAUAAAUGGCUCGGCAAAACAAAAGACAACUCCGCUUGGUUAGAUCCAAAGUUGACCGCCAUUUUCCGUCCAUCCCACUAUUCUUCAUUUCUAACCGAUUUCAUCCGCAUCCUGUGCCAACGUUUCACCAACGGGUUGGGUCAACAUCCGUUCGACGUAGCUUCGUACGAAAUCGAUGCCAAUGGAAACCACCGGAAAUUUUACACGGGUUUUCAUCGCUACGAGUUUUCUUACGAUGACAAAAGGACCAACCAAAUUCGCUCCGUCAGAAUCGACGAGCCCGGCCAGCUAAAAACAGAAAAUGAAAUGAUUCACGACAGUCAGGGCAACGUCAUUCAAGCUCUUCACAAGGGCAUCCAGCGGAUAGAAUACAAUACCGCGUCGAAACGCACCACGGCCAUCCAUUUAACGGAUGGCCGAAUAGUUCGCUUUGCCUACGACGGCCACGGAGAAAGGACACUGAAGCAAGUAUUGGCAAAGGACGGACAGAUCAUUGCUGAAGUGCAUUACUUGCGAGAUGAAGACGGACGAGUCCUGUUCGACCAACGUACGACAUACUCUGCAGUGAUGGCGUUGCUUCCCGAGCUAAGAGACGCCGAAUCAAUGGCAGUGACCACUGCUUACAUUUACGGCCCUCGCGGACUCGUUGGUUUCUUACGUGACGGCGUCUUGCACAGCGUAUGGUCCGAUCACUCCGGUUCAAUUCGGCUUGUCCUGAGAGACGGCCAAGUCGUUUCCGCUUACGAUUAUCUUCCGUACGGACAACUGAUGCGCGUCUACGGAAGCGAUCCGGCUGCCGCAAUUGCCUAUCGCUACACUGGGAAAGAAUGGGACGAAGAGACGGGUCUUUACAAUUAUCACGCACGACUCUACGACCCGGAUAUUGGCCGUUUCUAUCAACCGGAUCCCCGCGCACAAUAUUUCAGCCCGUACAAAUACGUGGGCAAUUCGCCACUUUCGCUAGUAGAUCCGGACGGAGAAUUCGGCUUUCUGCUGGCAUUUUUCAUAGGUGUUUUUGCGGUAGGCGGUGCUUAUCUGGGCGGAGCGGCUGCCAAUGACAACUGGAAUCCAGCCAAAUGGAAUUACAGAAGUGGUGCAACUUGGCUGGGCAUCAUAGGUGGUGGAAUCGCUGGUGGCUUCACACCUAUUACUGCUCCCGCAGCUGUUGCCGCCAUAGGACUUCCGGCAACCUUUGCAGCCGCUACUGCAACGGCUUACGUCUCCGCAGCUGCGGCUAAUGGCGAAUGGGAUCCAACCAAGUGGGACUUUGACAGGCCGGGAACGUAUAACGCUAUUUUCCAGGGAGCCAGUACUGCCUUCGACAUCAUUAAGGGAGCCAGCAUAGCCAAUCAAUUCGCCAACAAGAUUGGAAGGUCGGUCAAGUCGUUGAUUCUAACUAGAACAUACGGCACCGCUGCGGGAACCAGAAUAGCCCAUCAAUUCGCCAACAAGAUUGGAAUGUUGGCCAAGUCGUUGAUUCUAACUGGAACAUACGGCACCGCUGCAAGCAUGGCUUACAGUCAAGGCGUAUUGGCCAAUGACGGGCAAUUGAAUCCAUUCAAAUGGGAUUUUAGUAACCCUGCCACUUUGAGCGCUAUGCUCGAUGGCAUAAAUAUUGGAAUCGACUUGCCCACCGAUUUGGCUCAAAUAAGCCAAGGAAUUUACAAACUGGCCAAAAAGAGUCCGAAACAAUUGGAUGCCAUUCUUUCUAUGUUAAGUCAUUUAGAUCGGAAGCAAUUAAUACCUUUAUUUGCGAAAGCAGCAAAAGGUCCUCUAGGAAAAGCAGCUGCUGGGGCCCUGACCGCGUAUCUCAUGAACAGUUUGAGGAACGGAAAUUUCGAUCCCAGCGGAUGGGACGGCUCUUCGUUUUCCACUUACGAAGGAUUCUUCAACGGCCUGAAUUUGGGAGUGAGCGCUCGCAACAUGUUGAAAGCGGGAUGGAAACGAGUUGGCGGUAAACUUGGAAAAAAAAGCGGCCAAAAAAUCAAAUUAACAGGAGCAAACAAAAAUUCAGCCAUUAAAAACGCACUUGACAGUAUCCGCCCAGGCCAGAUUCGGAAAUGGAUGAAAACUAAUUUGUUAGAACUUGAGAAAUUACCUAAAUUAAAGCUGGCCAACGAUGGAUUGAGUCUCCAAUUCUCGUCCAAGCAUUUAGACGGUAAAAUGAAGUUGAAGCUGGCUGAAAAUCAAAUUACAUCGAAUCGAUUAGCAGAAAUCGAGGCACCUACGAAUCAAAUAAGAAAAAGGCGGAGUGAAGUAUUCACCGACAGGGAGAUCGGGUCAAUGGGUUGUGGGAUGAAACGGGUCCGUCGCCGUAAACGAGGCAAUAAUUAUUCAACACCAUGCAAGACACGCCUUCCUGAUCCUGUAGCGCAGACGAAAUUAAAUGAUGACCCUAUUGCUUUCCUGAAAGAAACGCCAAUCAGCACCUCCUUGAUAGUGGACCCGACCUUUUCAGGUGAACGGAUUCAGCUAGCGAACGGAGACAAGUCUCAAUUCCAGUUGGUGCAAGCCUCGGAUAGCCCAGGUUAUCACUUGAGGGUUGGAUCGCCGUCUUCUAACGAUGCGAUGGCCGUUGAAGGCUAUUGGUUGACCACGAGGGAGAAAAUCCACGUCAACCCUCUGGGAGAGACACGGUUCAUCUUCACUCCAGAACUACAGGGAUGUUCCAUCUACGUCAAGUACGAUUACAACAACAUGGGAAUUAAAGGAAAACAUGAGCCCCAAAUGACAGUCUACCAUCAUUUCCGCAAACAUCCAGAAGUAAUUUCCAUGAAAGAUGGUCAAUUCGUUACGAAUCAAGGAACUCAGAUCCCUGAACUGACAGGCGCCAGACAGUUGUUUGACGCCAACGGAAACGUUUUAAACCUAGAUAAAGGUGAAAUCGCACCGACAGAAAAUAUUUACCGUAAGGAUGCCGGCGGCGAGCUGAAAUUAGUUAUGGAAAAAACCGUUCAAGAAAACCGCAAACUUAAACAGAUCGAGGACGAUUUGGCGUCAGAAUACGACAUUGCAAUACGUUACGAGGAUUACCUGGGACUGCCAAGCAAUUACCAAUAUGCAAUGGUGGAUAAAGGUUUGGGCGUUACGGUUUCCACGCCUAUUCUUUUCAGAGAUACUGUUGACAACCAAUGGUAUUUUGCCUCGCAAAAGAUCUGGUACCAAGAAUGGAACCCUAAUAUCAAACCCAAUUUCGAAAAUUUCAAGAUCUAUCCUGAAUUGCACGAGGAAAACUACGUUGACUUCCGUAAUCUAGCAGGUGAGAAGCUUAACUUUGGCGAAUACUUUUCGCAAUGGAGAAACAAUCUGAAAACAAAUGGCGUUUUCAUCAGACCGCUAAACUCAAUCCCGCGAUCACAAUCUGAAGCCGAUUCGCUUGGCCAGAGGACAUUUCCAACCCGAAAAGAUUUCAAAGACUACGUGCAGUCUGUGAAGGCAGACAUCGUUGGCAAUGGUAAGCCAGCAUCGAAUACAUGGCAGGAUCAGAUUGAGAAGCGAGUAGAUGUUCGCGAUUUAGAUGGUGUCCGUAACGGACGCUCCCGUCGUUCGCCCCUGACGGAAACAAGAAAUAUAACUUACACAUGUCAAAGGGAACUAGAUGGCAUUAAUCAUAACGAAAUCCAGUCAUUUUUUGAUUCAGCGCAAUAUGCAACUUCCAGCGCAUCUCGUCCUCGCAGUUGGGUCAACUUAUUAUCACUUUCUGCUGGUCGCCAAAUCAUCAAAUCCAUCACUUCGAUCGACUACAUCUUCGAAUUCCUUACGACAAAAACACUCGAUUCGACCGAAAACGAAUAUCAAAAUCAACACGCGAUUGAUUUAUCAUCGAAAUUAGACUCGGAUAAAACCGAUUAUCGCGACGUAACGAUAGGCAAUUGCGUUACCUUUUCCGAGGAUGCAGCCGUCGUUUGUUACGGACUUGACGGACAAACGCUGUUGUUUGCCCAGUCAGCCGAUCGUUCUCUUCCGCUGGAACAUGCUGAAGACACGUUCCGUCAAUGCCGACCAAUCGAGUGGAACGGCAAACCAUCUGUGACAUGUCGCGGUGAGAAAACCACCUUCAUCCACACCCCAUACGAAAGGAUUUCAGCAGCUGUCCACUUGUUCAACGCCGUUGAUGGUUGGUUACUAUUGGCUUACGCAGCUCCAGGAUUUUAUAGGGAAGUCGGCAAAUUUUUCAGCCACGUCAAAAACGUUUGGGCCGGAUCAGCCAGAGUCAUUAUCCCUAUUAGCAAAGAAUGUAAGGAAUCGUGGCAGAAACAGAUGCGACAAUUGGACCAACUUGUUGCCAAAUGUGAGAUUGAUCACGUGAAAUGGGCGCUGCCGCUGAUUGAAGAAACUCGGCAGCAAAUCGAAUCGUUGAUGGAUAAAACAAAAGUUGAGACAACGGACGAUGCGAGAGCAGUGAAGACGAUGACUGAAAGGCUAACGGCACUCGUAGAAGACGUUGGUGAACUGGUGGAAUGUGGCGCUGAAGAUGAAGUGUUUUACGAUUGCCUUGAAGAAUGCCCAGCUGCUGAAGAGCCUACGUUCAAUAAAAGUAAUAACAGCGCUGAAUCAAUUUCAGCUGGGUUGCAUCAUAUCACGCAUUAUUUCAAAGUUUUGGCUAAAAAUCCAGUAUGACAAAUUAAUUUUUUAAAAUCUGGAGAUGGGGGGUUAGACAAUUAAAAAACAUUGCAUGCGUUGAAUUAGAAAAACAACCAAUGGGUAUCUAGUUCAGGGUUUAAGGCACCCACAACUUUACUACGUUUUACUCUGUACUUUGUCAGGGUUUACUAAAAACAAAGUGGUUAACGGCAAAAUAAAGACUUUAAAAACGAAA